UUAUAUAUAUAUUUUUUAAAAAAUGAAUAACGAUAAGAAUUGUGCGGAAUCUUAUAAGAUUAUGGGUGGUAGAAGAUAUCUUAGUGAAGAAAAUACUAAAUAUUAUUUACCAAAUGAUGAAAUGGAAAUUAGUAGAGUAAAUUUAGAACAUAAAUUAUUAAGAUAUAUUUGGCAAGGAAAUUUUUCAUCAAAUAUUGAAGAAAGAUUAAUUAAAGGAAAUACAAAAGUGAUAGAUUUAGGUUGUGGAACAGGUCAAUGGGCAAUUGAUAUGUCAUCAAAAUAUCCAUUAUCAACUUUUAUUGGUAUAGAUAUUACUGCUUCAUUAUUCCCUUCAGAUGAUGAAAAACCUAAUAAUUUGGCAUUUUUACAACAUAAUCUUAUAGAAAAUCCUGGAGUUCCUUUUCCAGAUAGAAUUUUCGAUUUCACAUAUAUGAGAAAUUUAGCAUUUGGUCUUAAUGAUUAUAAUGGCUGGUUUCAUGUAAUAAAUGAAGCUGUUAGAGUAACUAAUUUAAAUGGAUGUAUUGAAAUUAUGAAUUAUGAUUUAUAUAGAGAUUUUACUAAGGAAAUUCAUGCAGGUCCUAUAUUUAGUAAAUUACAUGCUUCAAUGAACGAAUUACAUGAAAAGGAUAACAUAAAAAUGCCUACAGCAUCUGAUGUAAUGGAAUAUUUAAGGCGAACAAAUCAAAUUACUAAUAUACAAGUGGAAGAACAAGUAACUCCAUUGGGUUCCUGGGGUGGUAAAUUAGGAGAAUUUAUGUUACUAAAUGUUACUAUGACAUUAAAAGGAUUUAAAGUAUUUUUACAACCAUUAAUGAAUAUAUCGGGAGAUGAAUAUGAUAAUCUGUUGAAUGAGAUAAGAAAUGAGUGUGCAAAAUAUAAAACACGUUGUUUUACUUACAGAAUAUAUGGAAUCAAGUCUUAAAAAAAAAACUUGAUAACUUUAUUAUUUAUUUAUUAUUUAUUUAUUUAUUUAUACUUUCCUUUUUCUUUUUUCCUUUUUUUUUUCUUAUCAUU
This is a messenger RNA of Rhizophagus irregularis DAOM 181602=DAOM 197198, 1014 nucleotides long. RefSeq lists its product as uncharacterized. NCBI's taxonomy places the organism in Eukaryota, Fungi, Glomeromycota, Glomeromycetes, Glomerales, Glomeraceae. The record is from RefSeq and is a predicted model, not a curated record.